UAAUGCACAUUUUCUCGUACUCUCUAUUGUGUUAUUAGAGGGAAAUAUGUAAUCAAAAGUUUAUAUAUACAAUCUAUUUCUUACAUGAGAUGAAGAAAGUGUAAGAUUCUCAAUAUUCAUGAAUGAUCAUGUUUUUUUUUUUUCAAAUAGCUUUUAUAUUUCAAGCACAGAGAUCCAAUUAAGGAAAUAAAAACAACCAGCUUUUGUGAGUGAGCUUAUAGAGACAAAAGCCUAUUCAAUGCUCAAUUGAUGUCCUCGUUUUAAACUUUCGAUUUUAAAUGAGGACGAAACAACUUUCUUAUGGAGUUUUAUUCAUCAUAUAUGGACGUAAAUGAGUUGAAUACUGCACAUAUAUUUAACAUAACAAUGAUCAAAUAUUAAACUUCCACGAGAACAAUCAAUAUUCAAAAUGCACGGACGUGGGUUUAAAUUAAAUACACUAACGUGCUUAAGUCUUCCUCUGAACUGACUUGGCUGAAAUUAAUAACUUUUUAACAUUGGACUAUGAUAAAUAUGAAUUACAACUAAAGGAAAAUCUAUUUUGCUUACAGUCUAUCAAAAUGAGAGAGGGUAAUUCAUUUCUGGGAGGCGAAACGAUCUCGUAUUUCACAAACGAUUGAUCGCAGCUACGCAGAAGGAAAAAAAGAACUUCCUGAUCGAGUGAACAAUGGCAGCAAUAGAUAGAAAGUGUUAAUAAAAUCCUCCAUUUUUCUCAUUUCUGAAUUAAAAAUUACCUCUUAUUAUUUAAAAAGAUCUUUAAAAAAACCGUAGGUAGAAAAGUGAAGCUUUAAGACUUCAAAUCGACGACAAAAAUUGGAGAAAAACUGUCGCGGGAUAAUCUUGCUGAAAUGUAAUAGGCAUGUAAGGAGGCACGAAUUUGCCAGAUGCAAUUUGAAAGGAAGAGACGAGUAAAAUAUUUUAAUAAAAGAAUCUAAAAUAGUUCUUACCUUCUAACUACACCAUUAGGAACUGUUCGUAAAGAAGACUGGGCUUACAAGGAAAAAAUAUUUACGAAGCAUUAUCUUCUCUGCCAAGCCGGGCCGAAGCUUACAACUUUGUUAUGAAUUAGUACCCAGCUUAAAACGGUCAACAAAGCCAGAAGGAACAAGCUGGGUGAUGUAAGAAUGGAUUUGUGCGAUAUUCGAAGCUCCUAGUCUUUGCCUGUAUGAAAUGAAGCCAUUUUAAAUAUGACAAAACAAGCAUUUAGUGUCUUAAAAUCAUACUCACAGCAAGUACCGUUUAGAAAUCAUGAAAAUCAUACGAUAGAUUUAAUCGUCUGUUUGUCUUGGCGGAAAUGAUCGGAGCUCGGUCGCAGCAUUCGUUUCCAGUCUACUUUCGACUUGAAAGUUCGAAAGUUGUGAACGGUGUAGUACGCGGAGACGAAAUGGCGAGGAAAUACACUGAAAACCGAUAAGUUGAGGUUUCUGGUGAACAGAGAGCUUAAAAGAGACUCGUUGAUCUUAGUGCCUCUCUUUGAAAGUGGGAAAAAGCGCAUGUUGAUUGCUGAUGGAAGACCAAGAGAGACUUCGCCAUCAAUCCCCUGAUCGGUCUCAGGAGCUGAUGGAACUUAAUGCUGGAAGACAUCUGCAAGCAGGAUCAAAACUUCCAAGGAAAGACUAUGAGAGCCUAGAUUACGAUGUCUGCUACAACAAGCCAUUUUCAAGGAUGCUUGCAUCCAGAGAUAAAAAGUCACUUUUGGGGCAAGAGGUAGUCCGAUGGUUGGUGACAGGCGCUAUUGGGAUCUUGACAGGCUUGGUGGCUGUUUUUAUUGACUAUUUUGUGACGCUUUUGACUAAGUGGAAAUUUCAUACUAUUGACAAAUCCCUUAAGGAGUGCACUGCUUCUGGUUGCUUAUCUGUUACUCUACUAAUAUUGAUGGCCUUCAAUGGAGUAUUUUGUCUUAUUGCUGGGAUUCUGUGUGUUAUUGAGGUAAGGAAUCAACGAAACUACAUGUGCUGUUCUAAUUUGUUAUAUCAUAAACGUGAUUGUGUGUGCAUGAUUCUGUUUGGCUGUGAGAGACAAUAGAUGUUUUUUGACAGUUUCAGACAACAGAUUCAGUCAACUUUUAGGUGGGAUGGUAUAGCCAUUAGCCAGUAGUUGUAAGUGAGACUUUCUUAUUGCUCCAGACCACACUGCCCCUCUCCACCCACUAGAAUAAAUAGGUGUGGGAAAACUGUCAGGGAAGGACUCAGGGAAGUUUGACAA
Messenger RNA from Pocillopora damicornis (cauliflower coral), 2205 nucleotides. Its product is annotated as H(+)/Cl(-) exchange transporter 6. Gene Ontology annotation, cellular component: intracellular membrane-bounded organelle; lysosomal membrane. Gene Ontology annotation, molecular function: voltage-gated chloride channel activity. Gene Ontology annotation, biological process: transmembrane transport; chloride transport. The record is from RefSeq and is a predicted model, not a curated record. NCBI's taxonomy places the organism in Eukaryota, Metazoa, Cnidaria, Anthozoa, Scleractinia, Pocilloporidae.